GACACUCAAUUUAAGUACUUGACAAAGGCCAAGGUGGCUUUGUGACGUAGCUGGGGCUGAGGGAAAGCGGAGGCGCGCGCUCCACCCGCCCUCUUUUGCCGCAGGCCGUGGGAAUGGAGACAUCUGCCCACGUGCGGAGAGCCCGCUGGCCAUGACAACGACGACGACCACCAUAACCGCGGUACGCUCCAUCUCCUGCCCUGCUGAUCCUCAGGGCUUGUCCUCUCACAACCACCUCACAGGGAUGGCCACGACCAGUCAAGGGCACUUUGACCCUUAUGAGGCUCUGGAUCUUACAGAAUUUGCCAAAAACCAGCCUUGGUGGCGCAAGCUUUUCGGGCAGGAGACACGGCCUUCAGGUGAGAAGUACAGCGUGGCAACCCAGCUCCUGAUCGGCGGCGUCACUGGCUGGUGCACUGGCUUCAUAUUCCAGAAAGUUGGAAAGCUAGCUGCCACAGCAGUGGGAGGGGGCUUUUUUCUCCUUCAGCUCGCAAACCAUACUGGCUACAUCAAAGUUGACUGGAAUCGAGUAGAGAAGGACAUGAAAAAGGCCAAGGAGCAACUGACGAUUCGGAAGAGCACCCAAAUACCAAACGAGGUCAAGAGCAAAGCUGAGGAGUUGGUGUCCUUUGUAAAGAAGAAUGUUUUCGUGACUGGAGGAUUUGUUGGAGGCUUUCUGCUUGGUAUGGCAUCCUAAGGGGUAUGGCUUCACUUCCACUGUUCAGCAGCUUCUACACACCAUCGUAGAAAAAUCUAGACUCUUUUUUCCUCCUCUUCAUGCCCUCCUCCCUGUUGUAAGUCUGAACCGCUUCCAUGGGCAUCUGCCCAUGCAAGUUAACACAGGUCCUCCCAUGGGCUUGAGAAGCCAUGGGGAAGCACACUCCAUCUGGAGGCCAACAAGAAGGGCCCUUUUCCCGUGUGUAAAAUCUGUCCCAAACCAUCUUUAAGAUCUAUCCCUAACAGUCGAGCUGGAAGAGCGGUGCACAAUUACCUUACUAUGCGCUAUGUGGAAAGGAACUGAAUGUAUCUGACUUUGAGCAUGGGAAGAAAGAAAAUAAAGCAGGGACAGUUGUGGGAGUACUACACACUAGCCAGCUAUUUUAGGGGGACAGUCUCCUUACAGAAUUUUACAAGUAAAUUGAUGCUUUCUUUCCCUCUUGACAACUACCCCAGUAAACUAUAAUUAUUAUAGUUAUCUUAGUUUGGAACUCAGAAGUAUGACACUCUUCAAAAAAGGCCAGAAUUUAAAUACCUGAAAGCCUCACUAAGACCUAUUUGGGGGGAGGGAGGCUAGGGGGGCCUAGAGCCUUGCUUUUACUACUCAUACUAGGCCGAGGGCUCCCCCUGAACUAUAUUCCCAGCCUUUUGAGUAGUUUUCAUUUUGAGAGGUCUCACUAAAUUGCUCUAGCUGGCCUGGAACUUAACAUCAUUAUGUCUCAGCUUCCUGUGGAGGUGGGAUUGCAGGCCCAAGCCACCGGGAACAGCUUCCCCAAGACCUUAAGAAAGAACUGAAGAACACAUCUCCGAGUCUACUUUGCCUCUUCUCAAUCUUCUCAUUUGCCUUUUCCUCCAGGAUUAGUUUGCAAGAACCCAUCUAGUUGGGUUCUCUGCUUCAGGGCCACGUCUACUUCAAUCAAACGUCACCUGGGUGAAAUUUUCAUCUAGAAGCUUCAAGGAGAAGAAUCUGCUUUCGGGCUCUUAGGUUUGGGGUACAAUUUAUAUAUUUGCAACUAUAGGAUUUAUUCAUAUUUUGACCUUUGUCAGCCAGAGGACAAGCUCAGCUUUGGGAGGCUAUCCACACAAUUCAUCUCACACUGACUUUGCUCUCUCCAUGUAAGUCAGAAACAGCAGCUGACUUCUUUUCUUCAUGGCCAGGUGGAAAGAGAGAGAGUGGGCUCUGGGGGUCCAAAACCUCUGCAGAAAGGGCAAUUGUGUGAGUGCAAUGAAUGUUUCCAUUGCCUGUUGGUUAAACAGUAAAAAUCAUGGGUCCUGCCCAAACUCAACACUGUGAGCAACAAAAAGCAAUGAUCUUAUGGACCACCUGGAAACUGUAUGCUGCAUGGGGAGAAGAAACCGUUACUUCUCAGCCUUUGAGUAUGUCUGGGUUGACACCUUUACUACCAGGAUUAGA
Peromyscus californicus insignis is the source of this 2131-nucleotide messenger RNA. RefSeq names its product FUN14 domain-containing protein 2-like. Bases 152 to 697 code for a protein of 181 amino acids. Lineage: Eukaryota; Metazoa; Chordata; Mammalia; Rodentia; Cricetidae. Gene Ontology annotation, biological process: autophagy of mitochondrion. Gene Ontology annotation, cellular component: mitochondrial outer membrane. The record is from RefSeq and is a predicted model, not a curated record. The transcript has a single exon.